UAAAUGUACAAGUACAACUUCGAACAAAACUCUUAACAUCGAAUAGAAAUCUUGGAAUUGAGUGAUGAGAAGUGCAAAUUCAGUUUUGAAGGCGAUUUGUCCAUUGCAAAUGCCAUCCGAAGAGUUAUGAUUGCAGAAGUCCCUGUAAAUUUUUGGACUAAAAUAUUAGGUCAUGGCUAUUCAUUUUGUUGAUAUUAUUGAAAAUACUAGUCCACUAUCAGAUGAAUUCCUUGCCUAAAGACUUGGUUUGAUACCUCUAGUUUCAUAUGCUGCUGAUAGCAAAAUGUAUGAUUGGGAAGCCGAUGCAGAUUCCAUAGAUGAUCAAAAAACUAAAGUUGUCUUUACAUUGAGAUAAAAAAAUCUGAAUGAUGCUCCCUUAGAAAUCACUAGUCAGCAUCUUGAACCUGAAUUUGGAUAAGUGGGUGAAAUGGCUAUUAGACCUGUCAGAAUGUUUUCACCAAUCAAUGGAAAAGAAGUUGGCAUCCCCAUUACAAGAUUAGGAAAGAAUCAAUCUGUUCAUGUGCGCUGUCAUGCACUCAAAGGUUUUGGCAAAAUGCAUGCUAAAUGGACUCCUAUCAACAUUGCAACAUUCAGACAUGAAGCGGGUAUAUUUAAAAAUUAAAUACAUCUAGAACUCAACAUUGAUCAUGCCUAAGCAUAAUAAUUGUCACUAUUUGAAAAACAGUCAAUCAGAGAUUCUUGUCCCAUGAAUGUCUUUGCUAUGGAUGCUAAUGAAGACCUUAUUGUCAACGCCAUUGAAAAAUGUGUGUUCUGUGAAGAAUGUAUCCGUUGUGUAAUUACAUACAAUAAUUAAAUAGGCUGAAUCCAUGAAGAAACCCAGAUUGAUUAAAAUGCAACAUAAAAAAAAUAAAUAUAUUUUCACUGUUGAGAGUGCUGGCUAAUUGAAAGCUGCUGAUAUCGUUUAAAAAGUAAAUAUCUAAUCAUUAUGUAGGCAUUGAUUGUUUUGAGGAAGAAGGUUGAUGAAAUAUCUUAAGAUCUGAGUUUUGCCUAAUAAUAAUAACAGAUUUGAAAAUUAAUUUUAUUAUUGUC
Messenger RNA from Paramecium octaurelia, 1050 nucleotides. The record is from the annotation of a GenBank genome assembly. NCBI's taxonomy places the organism in Eukaryota, Ciliophora, Oligohymenophorea, Peniculida, Parameciidae.